Molecule: messenger RNA, 708 nt
Organism: Knipowitschia caucasica
Lineage: Eukaryota; Metazoa; Chordata; Actinopteri; Gobiiformes; Gobiidae
Source: the annotation of a GenBank genome assembly
AUGCUCAAGAUAACCAACAUGGAGGACGACCCAAACUGGUACACCGCCGAGCUCCACAACCGGAAGGGCUUUGUACCGAAGAACUACAUAAAUCUACGGCCACAUGCCUGGUUUGCCGGGCGGAUAUCUCGCGGAGUGGCAGAAAGCCGGCUCAGACACAGAGAGUGCGGCGCCUUUUUGGUUCGGGAAAGCGAGAGUGCACCCGGGGAAUUUUCCAUGUCUGUCAGUUACGGCGACCACGUGCAGCAUUUUAAGGUGCUCCAGGAUCGGUGUGGUCAGUACUACGUGUGGGACGAGCUCUUCUCUUCGCUCAACGAACUGGUGGAGUUUUACCACAGCAACAGCAUCGCAAAGGAGAGGACGGUGUUUCUGCGAGAUCCAGAGCAAUUCGCCAGGCGCCCCCACCACGCCCACGCCCUCUUUGACUUCACCCCUCAUCAACAGUCCCAGCUGCGUUUCCUCCGCGGCGACAUCAUCGAGCUGGUGGACUGCUCGGACUCCACGCGCUGGAGGGGCCGGUGCCACGGACGCGUGGGCUACUUCCCUCCGGAAUACGUCACACCUGUGGGGCGGUGCCUGUACUCAGGCGCCUGUCACUCACAGGAGCGUGUUUCUCUGCUCCAGAAGCCUCUCGCCGGGAGCGUGGACGUGAUGGCUGGUUACGGGAAGUCUCCAUGGGGCCGAAAUGUUGUACAGGACAUGAGCUGA